GCAAUAUAAACUGAUCCUUCGCUUUCAUAUGUCAACAGCAUGUACAAAACACUUGAGAGAUACCGCACCUGCAACUGCAACUCACAAGAAGCAACCCCUCUAGCAGAAAAUGAAAUAAAUUACCAGCAAUAUCUGAAGCUGAAGACCAGACUUGAAUAUCUUGAAAGUUCACAAAGAAAUAUUCUCGGUGAGGAUCUGGGCCCACUUAGCAUGAAGGAACUUGAGCAAAUUGAGAACCAAAUAGACAUAUCCCUCAAGCAUAUCAGGACAAGAAAGAAUAAAGUAUUACUUGAUGAGCUAUAUGACCUGAAAAGUAAGGAGCAAGAAUUGCAGGAUCAAAACAAAGACCUGAGGAAGAAGUUGCAAGACACCAGCUGUGCCGAGAAUGCACUCCAUAUGGCCUGGCAAGAUAGAGGACAGAGUAGCUCAAGUGGGCAUGCCAUUGAUACUACUUAUCCAGGACUUGUGCAACACCCGGAACAUGAUUCCUCCAUGCAAGUUGGAUACAAUAAUCAGGUCUACGUGGACCAGCCGAACAACAACGAAGACAUGGCUUCUCAGCGCCUUCAUGGACUUGGAACAUCUGCAGGUUGGAUAUGAUUGACGUCGAAUCUGGAGUCCAGAAACUCUGCAUAUGACUGAUGUAGUCACUUGUCUAUGUAUUGAGAUCGCUGCUCUUGGCACUUUUCGGAAGAAUAAACAGGAGUCGAGUACGUAUCUAUUGUAAUGGUUUAUUCAUCCACGGACAUGGGAGUGGGACAUCACGUGGCCUGGCGUUGCGUCCCGUACGUAGCUAAUAUAUUUCGAUUUGUGUGUCAUUUGUUAUAUUUUGUGUGCUGAACGUGUGGUCAUUACGAACCAUAUGUAUGAAUCAAAAUUCCUCUUGUUGUA
This is a messenger RNA of Triticum dicoccoides, 891 nucleotides long. Its product is annotated as MADS-box transcription factor 1-like. Gene Ontology annotation, biological process: regulation of DNA-templated transcription. Bases 40 to 600 code for a protein of 186 amino acids. Gene Ontology annotation, molecular function: DNA-binding transcription factor activity. NCBI's taxonomy places the organism in Eukaryota, Viridiplantae, Streptophyta, Magnoliopsida, Poales, Poaceae. The record is from RefSeq and is a predicted model, not a curated record. The transcript is spliced from 7 exons. Gene Ontology annotation, cellular component: nucleus.